Histoplasma mississippiense is the source of this 2751-nucleotide messenger RNA. RefSeq names its product chitin synthase 2. Gene Ontology annotation, cellular component: cell septum; cell periphery. Lineage: Eukaryota; Fungi; Ascomycota; Eurotiomycetes; Onygenales; Ajellomycetaceae. The transcript has 6 exons. Gene Ontology annotation, molecular function: chitin synthase activity. The record is from RefSeq and is a predicted model, not a curated record. Bases 1 to 2751 code for a protein of 916 amino acids.
AUGUCGUACAACCGACUUGACCCUUCGCAGGACGAUGAUCCUCAUGAUCUCGGGAUGAAUCCAAAUUGGCCGGACCCCAAUCGCAUCCCGUCGCCGGGCAGGCCGUUUCAUGGCUACCAGUUGGAGGACACUCCAUCCAGGCCAUAUGGACGCCUGGAAAUGCCUUCAGCAGACCGGCUGGCUGACCAACCAACUUACUCGGUAGAGAACAUAGACAACUCCUACGGCCAUAACGAAGCCUACGAAAUUGCCCACCCGUAUCGACAUUCCCCUUUUAUGCGCACAGAAUAUUCAAUUUCACCCGAAGCUCAUCAUGACGCAUACUACACCCAGCCAUACCAGCCCACUGCCUCGCCAUCCGAUUAUGAAGGGAGCCACAUUCCCUCUCAGACUCCACGGCCCUAUCAGGACGACGAGGUGCCCAUUUUGCAUCAACGACAUGAUUCAUACGGCCCAAAUUCUGGGUUGACGGCAUUUGACGAGGCUGCCAUUGCUCCUACUCCCAGCCCCGCACCUAUAAGAAGAUGGAAGACGGUGAAGGAAGUCCAGUUGUUCAACGGCAAUUUGGUCUUGGAUUGCCCCAUCCCACCGAAGCUGCUGAGCCAGGUAAACCAUGCAGCACCCCCCGAGCGCGAUGAAUUCACCCAUAUGCGCUACUCUGCUGCGACUUGUGACCCAGCCGACUUUUACAAUGAGCGUUUCACACUUCGUCAGAGGCUAUUCGCAAAACCCAGACACACGGAACUGUUCAUUGUGGUGACCAUGUACAACGAAGAUGACUUCCUCUUCGCAAGGACUAUGAUUGGCGUAUUUAAAAACAUCGAGUACAUGUGCUCGCGAACCAACAGUAAAACUUGGGGUAAGGAGGCGUGGAAAAAAAUCGUUGUCUGCGUUGUCAGCGACGGACGUGCCAAAAUCAACCCGCGAACUAGGGCUGUCUUGGCUGGGUUAGGCGUUUAUCAAGAUGGAAUCGCCAAGCAACAAGUCAAUGGCAAAGAUGUUACUGCACACAUCUACGAGUAUACAACGCAGAUAGGCAUGGAACUGAAAGGCAACCAAGUCCAUCUGAAGCCGCGGUCUGGAGUCCCUGUUCAGAUGAUUUUCUGCUUAAAGGAGAAGAAUCAAAAGAAGAUCAACUCCCAUCGAUGGUUCUUCCAGGCCUUUGGUCGCGUUCUUGAUCCCAAUAUCUGUGUGCUUCUCGAUGCCGGAACCAAACCAGGGAGGGACUCUAUCUACCACCUGUGGCGCGCUUUCGACUUACAACCCAUGUGUGGGGGCGCCUGUGGGGAGAUUAAAGCCAUGUUAUCCCAUGGAAAGAAGCUGAUCAACCCCCUGAUAGCUGCGCAAAAUUUCGAGUACAAAAUGAGCAACAUUCUUGACAAGCCACUGGAAUCCUCUUUUGGGUUUAUCUCCGUGCUUCCCGGCGCGUUUUCCGCCUAUCGAUAUGUGGCGUUGCAGAAUGACAAAAAUGGCCAGGGACCCCUGGAGAAAUAUUUUGCUGGCGAGAAGAUGCACGGCGCAAACGCUGGCAUCUUCACGGCGAAUAUGUACCUGGCAGAAGAUCGGAUCCUAUGUUUCGAACUCGUCGCCAAACGCAACUGCCAAUGGAUCCUACAAUACGUCAAAUCAUCCACCGGCGAGACUGAUGUCCCUGACCGAAUGGCCGAGUUUAUUCUCCAACGCCGUCGUUGGCUGAACGGAAGUUUUUUCGCAGCUGUCUAUUCCAUUGCACAUUUCUAUCAGGUCUUCCGGAGUAACCAUAGCGCUACACGGAAAUUCAUGUUCAUGAUUGAAUUCAUUUAUCAAACGAUUAAUAUGUUAUUUGCUUGGUUUGCUAUUGGUAAUUUCUUCCUAGUCUUCCACAUCCUCACCAAGUCUCUCGGUGCCGCAAGUCUGCUAGGAAACGCUGGGCGCAUCCUCGGAGUGGUAUUCGAAUGGCUCUACCUCGCAACGCUCUUAACAUCCUUUAUACUGGCUAUGGGAAAUCGGCCCCAAGGUUCGAACAAGUUCUACAUGACCAUGGUCUAUUUCUGGAUUGGGAUCAUGAUAUAUCUCACAUUUGCCGCCAUUUUCAUAACCGUGAAAUCGAUCCAGGCCGAGACGAUGGAUGGCAAAUUUAGCUUGUCGUCAAUUUUUAGUAACCACCAGUUCUUCUCUAUGAUUGUGUCACUCAUGUCGACGUACGUGCUGUGGAUUGUUGCGUCGCUGCUUUUCUUUGAUCCUUGGCAUAUGUUAACCUGCUUCCUUCAAUAUAUCCUCCUCACCCCAACAUACAUCAAUGUCCUAAACAUCUACGCCUUCUGCAACACCCACGACAUAACUUGGGGCACCAAGGGCGAUGACAAAGCCGAGAAACUCCCUUCCGCUAACCUAAAACCCUCAGGAAAAGUCGACGUCGCCAUCCCACAAGACGAUGGCGACUUAAACGCCCAGUAUGAAGCCGAGCUAGCCAAAUUCGCCUCAAAGCCGCCCAAGGAAGUACGUGCAUUCUCUGACGAGGAAAAGCAGGAGGACUAUUACCGCGGUUUCCGGUCCGCGGUGGUUCUUGUGUGGAUCUUUUGUAACUUUGCGCUUGCGGCAGUUGUGCUGAGUGCAGUAGGGUUGGAGAGGAUUAAUCCGGACAAUACCUCUGGGGAACAACGGAGUACGAUUUAUAUGGCUGUGGUGCUGUGGAGUGUUGCCGGAUUGUCACUGUUUAGGUUCGUUGGGGCAAUGUGGUUUUUGAUUACAAGGCUGUUCCGUGGUGUGUGA